CAAACCUGGUGACGGGAGAAUAUAGAUCUUUUAAAGUCGUAAUUCUUUGUGUUUUUACCAUGUUCCCUCCUCGUCUCUUUCAAGCGGGGUCUCCGCUCCCUUUCCAGCCCUACCGACUGCCACCUGGUCAAGAUGACGUGGGAUUCUAGACACUCGGGAGAUGGACUUCGUACUCGGAUGUAGGCACAGAGACGGCGGACAUAUCAGACCCCGAGAAGGUGGUCGCCUUACCUGCAGUAUGACAGCAUUACACUCAGCCUCGAGGCGUUGGGCCGUGCAGCCAAACAUCCUCGAAAGCGCCGCGCUCAGUCACAUGAAGGCCGGAUCUCAUCCGCACUCAUUCGGAGAUGCUUCCACAGCGAUAGCGAAUGAGAGCCUCUGGUCGGAGUAUAUGUGCGACAACAUGAUGACGAUCGUAAGCAUGUGGCCUCGGCUUCCGAGUCAUCAUGGAGGAAGUUCAGCGACGUAUAAGAAUUCCCGACAGCCCAUGGCCGUGAGAUUUCACCCUCCGAAUCCCGCAUACGAUCUGAAGGCGGAGACUUUCCUGAUAUUAUCUCGACUAAGAGAGUUCGUCAAGUUCAAUACUUUUGUACUUCAGUCAAGAAACAGGCAAACUCUUCCAAAAUGUUUGACGAACUAAACGGUUCAUUCGCUCGGGUGCGCAUUGCCGCCUUGCAAUCUACCAUCCUCGCUCGAGCUUCUGAGUCGGAUCGCCAUGUGGUCCGGCAUCAGCGCAACAAGGUCACAGUCGUCGCUGGCCCAAGGGGCAUCCAUCGCUUAGAGAAGAAGAGACUGGUUCGGGCGAGGCGUGAGUGAUAACUCGU
Molecule: messenger RNA, 824 nt
Organism: Ilyonectria robusta
Lineage: Eukaryota; Fungi; Ascomycota; Sordariomycetes; Hypocreales; Nectriaceae
Exons: 2
Coding region: 161-640 (159 amino acids)
Source: RefSeq, a predicted model, not a curated record